Echinops telfairi (small Madagascar hedgehog) is the source of this 4815-nucleotide messenger RNA. It is a transcript of the gene NR1D2, whose product is annotated as nuclear receptor subfamily 1 group D member 2. The transcript is spliced from 7 exons. Gene Ontology annotation, biological process: cell differentiation; positive regulation of transcription by RNA polymerase II; negative regulation of transcription by RNA polymerase II. NCBI's taxonomy places the organism in Eukaryota, Metazoa, Chordata, Mammalia, Afrosoricida, Tenrecidae. The record is from RefSeq and is a predicted model, not a curated record. Bases 199 to 1713 code for a protein of 504 amino acids. Gene Ontology annotation, molecular function: RNA polymerase II cis-regulatory region sequence-specific DNA binding; zinc ion binding; nuclear receptor activity.
GUGAUCGCCUAUAUCAGUUCUUCCAGUUCAGCCUCAAGCCCUGCCUCUUGUCACAGCGAGGGUUCUGAGAAUAGUUUCCAGUCUUCUUCUGUUCCAUCUUCUCCAAAUAGCUCUAACUUGGAUAACAAUGGUAAUCCCAAGAAUGGUGAUCUCUCCAAUAUUGAAGGCAUCUUGAAGAAUGAUCGAAUAGAUUGUUCUAUGAAAGCAAGCAAAUCAAGUGUACCAGGGAUGACAAAGAAUCAUAGUGGAGUGACAAAAUUUAGUGGCAUGGUUCUCCUGUGUAAAGUCUGUGGGGAUGUGGCGUCAGGAUUCCACUAUGGAGUUCAUGCUUGUGAAGGCUGUAAGGGUUUCUUUCGAAGGAGCAUUCAGCAAAACAUCCAGUACAAGAAGUGCCUGAAGAAUGAAAACUGCUCUAUAAUGAGAAUGAAUAGGAACCGAUGUCAGCAGUGUCGCUUUAAAAAGUGUCUGUCUGUUGGAAUGUCCAGAGAUGCUGUUCGGUUUGGUCGUAUUCCUAAGCGUGAAAAACAGAGGAUGCUAAUUGAGAUGCAAAGUGCGAUGAAGACCAUGAUGAACAGCCAGUUGAGUGGUCACUUGCAGAAUGACACAUUAGUGGAGCAUCUUGAACAGACAGUCUUACCAGCCCGGGAGCAGCUGCUACCCAAGCCUCAGCUGGAGCAAGACAACAUCAAGAACUCCUCCUCUCCCUCUUCUGAGUUUGCAAAGGAAGAAGUGAUUGGCAUGGUGACCAGAGCCCACAAGGAUACCUUUAUGUAUAAUCAGGAGCAGCGAGAAAAUGCAAUAGAAACCAUGCAGUCCCAGAGAGGAGAACGGAUUCCCAAGAACAUGGAGCAGUAUAACUUAAAUCAUGACCAUUGUGGCAGUGGGCUUAGCAGCCAUUUUCCAAGUAGUGAGAGCCAACAGCAUCUCAGCGGACAGUACAAAGGGAGGAGUAUAAUGCAUUACUCAAAUGGGCAUGGCAUUUGCAUUGCAAAUGGACAUUGUAUGAACUUCUCCAAUGCUUAUCCUCAAAGAGUAUGUGAUAGAGUUGCAGUAGAUGGAUUUUCUCAGAAUGAGAACAAGAACAGUUACUUGUGCAACACUGGAGGGAGAAUGCACCUGGUUUGUCCAAUGAGUAAGUCUCCAUAUGUGGAUCCUCAUAAAUCAGGGCAUGAAAUCUGGGAAGAGUUUUCUAUGAGCUUCACCCCAGCAGUGAAAGAAGUGGUGGAAUUUGCAAAGCGUAUUCCAGGGUUCAGAGAUCUCUCUCAGCAUGACCAGGUCAACCUCCUAAAGGCUGGGACUUUUGAGGUCUUAAUGGUCCGGUUUGCAUCAUUAUUCGAUGCAAAGGAGCGCACUGUCACCUUUCUAAGUGGAAAGAAGUAUCGUGUGGAUGAUUUGCACUCAAUGGGAGCUGGAGACCUACUCAACUCCAUGUCUGAGUUCAGUGAGAAGCUGAACGCCCUCCAGCUGAGUGAGGAAGAGAUGAGUUUGUUCACAGCAGUUGUCUUGGUGUCUGCAGAUCGAUCUGGGAUAGAAAAUGUCAACUCUGUGGAGGCAUUGCAGGAAACCCUCAUCCGUGCACUAAGGACCUUAAUCAUGAAAAACCACCCAAACGAGGCCUCUAUUUUUACAAAACUUCUUUUAAAGUUGCCAGACCUUCGAUCUUUAAACAACAUGCACUCUGAGGAGCUCUUGGCCUUUAAAGUUCACCCUUAAUACCUUUGUUAUUCAAACAUGAGUUGAUUGAUGCUCACUGUACAUUUUGUGCUAAAAUGCUUAUUUAUAUGUGCAUACCGAUGUGGAGCUGAAAAAGGCCUCUCAGACAUUAGGAGAUGGAGGCGUGCUCUGUGACCUCGGAGGAGCUGUUGAGAUGGAGAGCUCUUCAGCCACAGCUAGACUGACCGCAUCUCCCCGACAGACCAAUCAGCUGUGUCCCACUUUGACUGAAGAAGUUACACUGAAUUAUAAUCACACUGAAUGUUAGACUUUUUCAUCUGCCAAAAACCAAAAAUCAUUUUGAUCUCCCUGUGGUAUGACUUACGCACAAUCACAAGUGUGUAAGGAUUAGGAACUGAUCCUGUUUUAGCAGUUCUAGUGAAUGGGUUUCACCAGAGUACCGUAUGACCGAUAUAAUUGGAGACUUUGGGAGUUAUUUUUUACCCUGCUAUUGUUCUUAGUGUGUGAUCCUGGGCAGGCCAUUAUAUUUUGGAAGUUAAGAUCUGGUAGUGCCCCCAAUGCCUCACCUCAUGGAAAUGGGAAACAUGUCUACAAACCAUAUUAUGUACCUCUUUAGGAGAGAGGCACGAUGUGAAAAAGGCAAAAUUUUUGUUACAAUUAUUCAUAAUGUUGUUCUUAGUGUUUUGGGGAAAUGAUUUCACAGCCCACACCAGUCUGUUAUUCAGGUUCCCUGCUUAUGUGUGGGGUAGCCUACUGGUACAUACUCAGUAUUUAUGGAUACAUAAAAUACACAAUGUGUGUACAUAAUGUGUAUGUGAAUAUAGUUAUACAUAAAUAGAUGUCUUCACAAUAUUUUAAACUGUGAAGAACUUUAUCAUACAAUAAACGUAAAAUAAGAGGUGUCAAAAGACCCAAAUUAGGUGCAUUUUACCUGUUGAUGACAUAACCAUUGCUUUACGAUGUCUAGAUGGUAGAAUAUUGAAUCUAUGCUCUAUUUUUAUUAAUUUAAGCAACACAACGUAAAAGUGCAAACAGGCUUUGAGUCUAAAUGUGAAGAUACAUGUAACUUAGAGUUCAUCUUGGUAAAGUGUUCAAGGUACUCAUUGGUUAAAGUUCAUCAGAUUCUUACCUUGUGCUAAACAAAAUGUUGCUUUGCUGCCCUUUGUACCCAUGCUGCAGCUUGGUGGUAAGGACAUUUGAUCCUUUCUGGACCUAACCGGUAUUUAAGGAACCUGUGUUUAAUGUGUUGGUGCACAUGCUUGUGUAUGUGCGCCAGGGGUGUGUGUAUUUUGAAUCCGCUUCCCCGCCCAAUAACACUACAGGGAUUUUGUUAAGUUACAUUCCAUGUGUAACUUGAAACACUGUUUGGUGUGUGACAUAUAGACUUAAAAGUGGAAUCGUCAAAUACAUUUCAUCCACAUUUCUAAUAUUGGGCUUUAUUUGGGAGAGAAGAUUGGCCUCUGUUAUGACAGUAGGAGAAAUAGCCAAAGUUGAGGAUUUUGUGUAUAUUUUGCUGUUUCCCUUGAAAGUAACAAUUAUACCUAUUGCUUUUGGGCAGGAUUGCCUUCUCUAUAAUUUUUUAUUAUAUAAGAUUAUAGAAAUGAGAAGACCCCAGUUUACUAAAUCUGUUAUCCAUUAUGACAUAUGAGCAGGAUGCCUUAUUUUGUAAACUUGUUUAACUUGUUGCUAUUGAGAUUUGGGUUUCUGUGGCACUAGUUAAGUAAGUUAAAAAAGAAGUUAAAACCCUCUCAUUAUUAAAGAGGAACGGUGAUGGUUAUAUCUAUAAUAUAAUAUAAACCAUAAUUGUGAUUUUCCUUCAGUAGGUAGGACCUUUCUGGGAUAUACAGCAUAGUUUUUUGUGAAUUCUUUACAUAGCAUUAUCUUUUAAUAAUUUUUUUGUCCUAUGAUAAAUGCAUAGUGGUCUUCUAUGGGAGAUAGAAACAGCUUUUUGAAGUAAUAUCGAAAACCUCAAAGAUCAUGUUGAUUCUUAAUUUUUGCCUUUUGCAAAUAAGUCUCUUUAUAACAUGUAUCUUUAAAAUAAUUACUAAGUCUUUAGGAAUGUGUAAUCAGAACUGUUAGUAUUGCUUAUAAGACUUUUGUUAGGUUCACUGUAUGUAUACAUGAUACAUCUAUCUAUAGAUCUAUAGAUUUUCAUUUUGUCUUGUAAAAUUUUAUUUGAGUGAAUUCUUCCUAUAUAUAGGUAAUGGGAAGCAAAAUCAUUCAUUUGCCAUGCAGAGCAUUUCUGUAUUUGAAAGUAGCCCAACAUGGAAACUUCUAAAGUUAACCUGCAGCCUCUACAAGCACAUUUGUUGGUCGAGUCGUUGGUUGUGGACUUAGAAAGCUCCGAGAAGACAACCAGGAAGGUGACUUCUGGGUCGGUGGGACACUGUUGAGUUAUUAAUAAUGUACUGUAUGAAUUAAGUGAUGCUUUAAUUCUGAUUUCACAUUUUAAAGUUAAAACAUGGGCAUUAUGUCAGCAAACUUAAAGGGCAUUAUGUCAGCAAGCUAACUUUUUUUUACCCCCCAUUCUGUGCUUUUAAUGUUUCUCUUUACUUGAGCUCAGAGAAGUCUGGUGUUUAGAGAAAUAGCUGAGGGAAGGGGAUGACGCUCCUGGAUUAAUGACUUUAAAACUUAGAAGGUUGUUUCAAUGAAUUAAAUGUAUAGCUUUCAUGGCUGCAUUUUAAGAAAUUACCAUUGUAACUUGGUAAGAUGACUUAUUUUAUGUAAACAUCAUUGCAAAGCAAGGUGUAGAAGCUCAGCUAGAUUUAUUACUGUGCACGAAAGUAAAAUAAUACCUAUCUCAAUUACUCUUUCUUUUCUAAUAUAAAGUUUGCUGAAUGUACAAGAAGAGUUUAUCACUUAGGAUAUAGAAUUUUUUUUAGGGGUUGGGGGAGGGGUUUUGUCAGGUAUUGUGAGUGCUCAACAAAGAUAUUGAUUGGAUCUAAAACAAAACUUGAAACUAUUCUUGACUAACAAGGAAAAAUAAAAUGGACAUUGUUUUAAAAAAUGGUAGAAAUAUAUUGUUGACAAAGUAUGAGUUAAGUUUAUUUUCUACAAACUGUAAUUGAUGUGGAUAUGAAUGUUUCUGAAAAGUAACUUGUACAUGGUGGGAGGGGUAAAUAAAUAUUAUUUCUAACCAAA